Trametes versicolor FP-101664 SS1 is the source of this 717-nucleotide messenger RNA. RefSeq lists its product as uncharacterized. Lineage: Eukaryota; Fungi; Basidiomycota; Agaricomycetes; Polyporales; Polyporaceae. The transcript has 4 exons. The record is from RefSeq and is a predicted model, not a curated record. The coding region runs from base 1 to 717 and encodes 238 amino acids.
AUGGAACAGAACGCCCAAACGCAACCCGGCGCCGGCGGAAACGCUGCAGGAUCACAAUCUACCCCGUGGACGCCGGAGGACUACCUGGCGGCAUUCGAAGCGGCGAACGACCAGUACUGGAGAGAACACGGUCUGACCAUGGCCCAUUCCUCGCACACGACCUCGGUGCCUGCUGCGCAAGGCCCGGCGCCGGGAGCCGCGUCGACCUCGGCGGCGCAGCCGCACACACAAGUGACUGUGCAGGACCGCGCGUACGAGCUCCUCCCGCAGCAGGAGUACGUCGCGAAACGUCGGUUCCAUCCGAAACCCCCGAUCCUUUUCCGGACGUGGUCCACGCCAUACGUCAAGCUAGCGGACGCAUUGUCCGGUAACGUCGCGCUGCUGCUGGAUCGGGACGAGGCCGUGUUUUCAGGAGACCACCUGAGCCAGAAGCAGUCAGUGCGCCUCGAGAUUGUGGGCUGCAGGCCGUACGAGCGACAGAUCAACGUGCGGGCCCCGUCGAGCGGUUUCCGCUCCAUCACCAAGGGAAAACUUGCGGAGAAGAUUGCACGAGAGAUACAUGACUACAUGAACCGGAACCAGAGCGCGUCCUUUGGGCUGCCUCGGCUCGGCCUGGGACCGGGGACUGCGGGGUUCGAGAGGUUGGUGCUCCUGGAGUUGCGCCAUGUGUCGAAGUCCAGUUGGCAGCCUGUGCUCGGCGUCCUGCGUGCAGAGUGA